Aedes albopictus (Asian tiger mosquito) is the source of this 1787-nucleotide messenger RNA. RefSeq lists its product as uncharacterized. Lineage: Eukaryota; Metazoa; Arthropoda; Insecta; Diptera; Culicidae. Gene Ontology annotation, molecular function: nucleic acid binding; zinc ion binding. The transcript is spliced from 3 exons. The coding region runs from base 369 to 1412 and encodes 347 amino acids. The record is from RefSeq and is a predicted model, not a curated record.
AUAGUGUGGGUACAGAAGUAAGCGUGAUACCCGUGUAGGUAGAAGGAAAAAAUUAUCAAGUUUGCAAGUUUUUGUCGGUCUUUCGUCUAUACCAAAUUGACAACGAGGUCCGGUGAAAAUCAUUUGUUUUUCGGUAAAUAAGAGCCAUUUGAUUGUGAAAACUCGUGGAAUCUACUGCUUUUGGAACAUAAGAAAAAAAAAAGUAAUUUCCAAUAGAUGCCAUCGCAACUCAUCAGCGUUAUAAUCCUACUCACUAGCGGCAACUGAAAGGGCUGUUUCAUCAUUGUAUGUGAACAAAACUUGCAGGUUCUCCACUUAAUCCCAAGCCGGUGAAUAGAUUUGUGAAUUCGUGCAGAUUAUAAACAAAGAUGGACAAAACUACUAGUUUCGCCAAACUGCCACCGUUUUCCUGCGCGGAUGUGUCAUUGUCGGAUGCACAGAACAAGUGGCAGGUUUGGCAUAGAGGUUUCGAAAUUUGUCUUCGGGCUUGCAAAAUUACGGAUCCUGGUGAGAAGAGAGAUAUGCUGCUAGCGCAGGGUGGUAUUGAGCUGCAGGAGAUUUUUUUCAACCUUCCGGAACCAGAAGUUGACGAGGAAGAUACGGAGGAAGUCGAUCCGUACAAAAUAGCUAUCGAUAUGAUAGAGGCUUACUUCGCACCCAAACGUCUUGAGGUUGAAGAGCGGUACCAGUUUUGGUCUCUGAAGCCAGAAUCGCAAGAAAGUCUGUCAAAGUUUCUAGAAAGAGUUUUGGAACUCGCCAGCAAGUGUAAUUUUGGAGAAACGGCAACCGAAUGCCAAAAUAUUGCAGUAAUCGACAAAAUGAUACAGUUCGUUCCGGAGCCGUUGAAGAAAAAGCUCCUGCGGGAGUCAAGCUUGUCGAUUGACGAGUUGAUUAAACGAAUAAGCGCUUGUGACACUCCAUUUGCUACUACCAGCUCUGAAACUACCGUAAAGCAAGCUGGAAAACCAUGCAAGGCUUGUGGUCAAAGUCAUGGAAAAGACCAGAAGUGCAAGGCAUGGAACAAGAACUGCUACAAUUGCGGUAAGGCGGGACACUUCGGUUCAAUGUGCUACAGUCCUCCAGGUACCAUGACUGAUAUGAAAAAGACCAAGAGAAGUCAAGCCUUCGUCGUAGCCAAAAACCUAGGUCCUGGUGCAGUUUUACAGAAACAACCGUGGAAGAAGAAUUACGCUCAAAUGAAUGCUGGUGGUUCCAUGGAACAGAAAAAGCCAUGGAAGAAAAACUACUCUGAUGCUUUUUCUUCCGAGAGGUUAGGUUUCGAGGAGGACGAAGGCAGGGCGAUGAAAUAUGCUCGGCGGAUGUACGGAGUUGACAAUGCGGAUUUGGAUUACGAAAAGUUAUCGAGAGGAACGAACAAUUCAGAUUAUUCAUCUUAUAAUAAUUUGUGGUGAUUUUAAAAAUGAUGCCACUUUACGAGCGAUGUACUCGCAUUUGAGAGGAUGUCAAUGUUUACUGUCGUGUGAAGAAAAACCUUAAACUUAUACAUAACACUAACUGAAGUAGAACAGAAAAACUACUUCAUUUCUAUUGACAAGAAAGAAAAACAAACACUAAAUUAGAAGAAUAAUCUUCGUUUUUUACAUUCAUUUGUAAAAACUUGAUUCUCAGGCAAUGCCAUUAAAAUAUGGUUUUCAAAAUAAUCUUGACUGUCCAAACAAGAAAUAAUAAUAUUGCAUCUUCAGUAUCUGAAAAAAAAUGUAAACAUCUUAAAUAAGGAAAAUCCCAUAACGCUGAAUAAAUAAAGAUGUAAGCAAAAUCCAACAAAA